AUGCAGGCCUGAGGCUGAGUCGGGUGAAGUUGCCAUCGGAGUCUCCGCUGAACCCUAGCAUACAUGCACCAAAGGCCUCAGACUCCAAGGCGGCCGGGAGAAGCGUGCACAAGUGUCUUGGUAUGCGUUUGAACGAGAUCCCAGGAUCAGUCGAGAUUCUUCGGGCUGUUGCCAACCCGAUAUGGGAACUGAUGUGUAUCCCACAUAGUGCGAUGAGCGUUGGUGUUGUAUAAAGAUCUACUCCGCAUCCCCAGGUUUUACUUCCCCAGAUCAUCAGUGAAUUCUGAAGAUUGAUUGGUCCUCUCCGCAUCUCCACAUUACCCUAAAGACCUCGUGUUCCGAGAUCGACAUACUUCUCUUUACUUUCCUCCACCUGGACUCCAGUCACCAUGUUUUCCUCUGAGAAGAAGGACAACGAGGUUGUCAUGCUCGAGCAGCAGAGAACCAAUGAAGAGUAUCCAGAGAAGUCUGUACCGGCCAUCGCGAAGGUCGAUUACUCGGGUGCCUACGAGAAAACCGACCCCAGAGAAAUCGCUCUUGUAAAGAAGCUCGACCGAUGGAUCAUGCCCAUGUUGUGGUCCAUGUACUGGCUUAACUACCUUGACCGCAACGCUAUCGCUCUCGCUCGUCUCGAUGACCUUGAGGAGGACCUCAACCUCACCAGCACACAGUACCAGACCUGUGUGUCCAUCCUCUUCGUCGGUUACCUUCUGGGUCAGAUCCCCUCCAACAUGUUCCUCAACCGAACUCGUCCUUCUCGCUACAUGGGUAUUUGUAUGAUGCUCUGGGCUGUUGUCUCCGCCCUGACUGCUCUGGCCAAGGACUUCAAGGGUCUCCUGCUCACACGUUUCUUCUUAGGUGUCACUGAGGCUCCUUACUACCCUGGUGCUGUCUACCUUCUCUCGAUGUUCUACAACCGUAAGGAGGUCGCCACUCGCAUUGCUAUCCUCUACACCGGUAACAUCCUUGCCACUGCCUUCGCUGGUCUGAUUGCAGCUGGUAUCUUCCACGGUCUUGGUGACGUUGCUGGAAUUUCAGGUUGGCAAUGGCUCUUCAUCCUCCAGGGUAUCGUCACCUUCCUGCUUGCCAUUGUUGGGUGCUUCCUCCUUCCCGACUUUCCCCACAACACCUGGUGGCUCACACAGGCUGAGCGCGAUCUUGCUGUCUCUCGCAUGGCUAUCGACACUGUCGGCAAGAGUGAGGACACCUCUGUCUGGACCGGUUUCCGACAGGCCGCUAAGGACCCCAUGGUCUGGGUCUUCGCUUUCAUGGCACACAUGCACUUGGCUGCCAAUGGUUUCAAGAACUUCUUCCCCACUGUCGUCCAGACCCUUGGAUUCAACACCACUAUCACCCUCGUUCUUACCUGCCCUCCCUACCUUAUCGCCGGUGCCGUCACCAUCGCUGUCUCUUGGUCGUCCGGAAAGUUCAACGAGCGCACAUGGCACAUCACCAUCUCCAAGAUUGUCGCUACCAUUGGUUUCCUCGUUGCAUGCGCGCCCCUCGGUGUUGCAGGCCGCUAUGUCGCCAUGGUCAUUUUUACCAUUGGUACAUACGGUGUCAAUUCUCUCAUCCUGGGUUGGUGCGGAUCCACGUGCGGUCAGACCCCUGAGAAGAAGGCUGUCGCCAUUGGUAUCGUCACUACGAUCAUGAACGCCUCAUUCAUUUGGACCCCCUACCUGUGGCCCAAGUCCGACGCACCCCGCUACGUCAUCGCGCUCUCGUCUUCCGCUGCCUUCUCCAUCGCCACCUUCGCUACUGCUUGGGUCGCUAAGAUCAUCUUCAUGCGCCGUAACAAGAAGCUCCGCGAGUCCGACAGCGAAACCCAGACCUUCUUUGUCUACUAAGCGCUUGCGAACUCCGAUGCACUGUGUGCACGAGCUCAUAGCGAACUGUUCACGAAGAUGGAUGGGAUUGGAUAUGAUUGAUCUAUGAUUUAUGAGAAAGACAAUGAGGUGAUAAUAGAGCGCUGGGUCCUGUAUAGAACGUGUCUGUUCAUAAAGCA
Macroventuria anomochaeta is the source of this 2005-nucleotide messenger RNA. Its product is annotated as MFS transporter. Gene Ontology annotation, molecular function: transmembrane transporter activity. The transcript has 3 exons. The record is from RefSeq and is a predicted model, not a curated record. Gene Ontology annotation, cellular component: membrane. NCBI's taxonomy places the organism in Eukaryota, Fungi, Ascomycota, Dothideomycetes, Pleosporales, Didymellaceae. The coding region runs from base 390 to 1847 and encodes 485 amino acids. Gene Ontology annotation, biological process: transmembrane transport.